Molecule: messenger RNA, 3542 nt
Organism: Nomascus leucogenys (northern white-cheeked gibbon)
Lineage: Eukaryota; Metazoa; Chordata; Mammalia; Primates; Hylobatidae
Gene: ZNF133
Product: zinc finger protein 133
Biological process (GO): regulation of immune system process; regulation of cytokine production; negative regulation of transcription by RNA polymerase II
Molecular function (GO): DNA-binding transcription repressor activity, RNA polymerase II-specific; RNA polymerase II cis-regulatory region sequence-specific DNA binding
Source: RefSeq, a predicted model, not a curated record
GCACUGCUGGUGGGAAUGCAAAAUGGUACAGCUGCUGUGGAAAACAGUGUGGUGGUUCCUAUAGAAUUGCUGUUUGAUCCAGUAAUUCCACUUUUGAGUGUAUACCCAAAAGAGCUGAAGGGACUCCAACAAAUAUUUAUACAACCGUGUGCAUGGAAGAAUAGCCAGAAGCUAGAAACAAACCAAACGUCUAUUAACAGAUGCAUAAACAAAAUGUAGUAUAUACACACAAUGGAGUAUUAUUUAGUCUUAACAAGGAAGUAAAUUCUGAGUGCAUGCUUCUACAUGGCUAAAUCUUGAAGACAUGCUAAGUGAAAUAAGUCAGACACAAAAGGACAUAUAUGAUUCCACUUAUUGUAGCUACAUAGAAUAACCACAUAUAUAAUGGAGACAGAAAGCAAAAUGGUCACUACCAGGAUCUAGCUGGAGGAAAGAAUGGGAAGUUAUUGUUUAAUAGUUACAGUGUUGCAGUGUGGGAUGAUGAAAAAGUUCUGGAUUCUACCAGUAGGUGGCUUUUAUUCCUCCUAGGGGGCCCUCCCUGCCUACAUUUUGGCUUUGUCUUCCUUUGCUCAUAAUGUCCUUGUCCCUGCUCCCCACAUGCCUCAUCUGUAGUUCCUAGCACUUUCUUCUUCCCUUGAUUCCAACCCAUUCUCCAAGACCAAGUUGCCACGCCCUGUCUUAGAAAACCCUUUCUAAUCUCUAUUCCAGUGUGUCCUCCAUUUGGAAAUAGUGCUAAGAAAAUUAAAAGAAUAAAACUGGGCAGGGGCAUGAGAAUAGGAUGCAAAGAUGAAUUUUUGGACUGAGUGGCCAAGAAGCUGCAUGGUGAGCACUCACAGUCUAAGGCUGGAAGUUUAAUGAACUGUUUUCUACAUUUCACAGGUAAGAAAACUGGGAUACUAGUUGGUGGCAGAGGUGGGUCUGAAACCCAGGCACCAUGAUUCCAGGGCUUCACUACUCUCUGCUUGUGACCAUCAGGCCCAAGAAAGCCAAGCCAUAGGAUUUUGAGGAAUUACUGAGUUAUAGUGGACUAUUUGAUCUUCUAAAUUCUUAAAACUCAGAAAAUCUGUUAUCCUUUAUUGUUGCUUACAUUUUAUAUGUUGCUUGCUCUUCUGUCUGCCUAGAUUUAAAGUUCCCAAAAUGUAGGGACUCCAUUUUGUGCACAUAUACCCUGUAUGGCCCCCCAGGACCUUGACUGUAUGGGUUCACAAAUGCCACUGGCUGGGUAGAGACAGGGAUUUGAAAGUCUUAGAACACAUAGCACCAGGGUCACUGUCAAAGGCAGAGAUCUUGAUAUCUCACCUGCCUCGCCCAGGGCAGCCUUCUCCCUGCCCCUCACCCUGCCAUGGGCAAGGCUGGCUUCUGAGUGAGCAGGGCUUAGUUUUGUGUUACAGGCACACAUGGCAUUCAGGGAUGUGGCUGUGGAUUUCACCCAGGAUGAGUGGAGGCUGCUGAGCCCUGCUCAAAGGACUCUGUACAGAGAGGUGAUGCUGGAGAACUACAGCAACCUGGUCUCACUGGGAAUUUCAUUUUCUAAACCAGAACUCAUCACCCAGCUGGAGCAAGGGAAAGAGACCUGGAGAGAGGAGAAAAAAUGUUCACCGGCAACGUGUCCAGCAGAUCCAGAGCCAGAGCUCUACCUCGAUCCUUUCUGCCCUCCGGGUUUCUCCAGUAAGAAAUUCCCCAUGCAGCAUGUGCUGUGUAAUCAUCCCCCCUGGAUCUUCACAUGCUUGUGUGCAGAAGGUAACAUCCAGCCUAGGGAUCCGGGCCCAGGGGACCAGGAGAAGCAGCAACAAGCCUCUGAGGGGAGACCCUGGAGUGAUCAAGCAGAAGGUCCCGAGGGAGAAGGUGCCAUGCCUUUGUUUGGAAGAACAAAGAAAAGGACUCUGGGAGCGUUCUCCAGGCCACCCCAGAGGCAGCCAGUCAGCUCUCAGAACAGCCUCAGAGGGGUGGAGUUAGAAGCCAGCCCAGCUCAGACAGGGACCCCUGAGGAAACAGACAAAUUGUUGAAGAGGAUAGAAGUCUUAGGAUUUGGAACAGUCAACUGUGGAGAGUGUGGACUUAGCUUCAGCAAGAUGACAAACCUGCUCAGUCACCAGCGGAUACACUCAGGGGAGAAACCCUAUGUGUGUGGGGUAUGUGAGAAGGGCUUCAGCCUAAAGAAGAGCCUCGCCAGACACCAGAAGGCACACUCGGGGGAGAAGCCGAUUGUGUGCAGGGAGUGUGGACGAGGCUUUAACCGGAAGUCAACGCUAAUCAUACACGAGCGGACACACUCCGGUGAGAAACCUUACAUGUGCAGUGAGUGUGGGCGAGGCUUCAGCCAGAAGUCAAACCUCAUCAUACACCAGAGGACACACUCGGGGGAAAAGCCUUACGUGUGCCGGGAAUGCGGCAAAGGCUUCAGCCAGAAGUCAGCUGUCGUGAGACACCAGAGGACACACUUGGAGGAGAAGACCAUCGUGUGCAGUGACUGCGGCCUGGGCUUCAGCGACAGGUCAAACCUCAUCUCCCACCAGAGGACGCACUCUGGGGAGAAGCCCUACGCCUGCAAGGAGUGUGGGCGAUGCUUCAGGCAGAGGACCACCCUUGUCAACCACCAGAGGACACACUCAAAGGAGAAGCCCUAUGUGUGCGGGGUGUGUGGACACAGCUUCAGCCAGAAUUCAACCCUCAUUUCUCACAGGCGGACGCACACCGGGGAGAAGCCGUAUGUGUGUGGGGUGUGUGGGCGAGGCUUUAGUCUCAAGUCACACCUCAACAGACACCAGAACAUACACUCAGGGGAGAAGCCCAUUGUGUGCAAGGACUGUGGCCGGGGCUUCAGCCAGCAAUCCAACCUCAUCAGACACCAGAGGACGCACUCGGGGGAGAAGCCCAUGGUGUGUGGGGAGUGCGGGCGAGGCUUCAGCCAGAAGUCAAACCUUGUUGCACACCAGAGGACGCACUCAGGGGAGAGGCCGUAUGUGUGCCGGGAGUGCGGGCGAGGCUUUAGCCACCAGGCCGGUCUCAUCAGGCACAAGCGGAAGCACUUGAGGGAGAAGCCCUACGCGUGCAGGCAGUGUGGACUGGGCUUUGGCAAUAAGUCAGCUCUAAUCACACACAAGCGGGCUCACUCAGAAGAGAAGCCUUGUGUGUGCAGAGAGUGUGGCCAAGGCUUUCUCCAAAAGUCACACCUCACCUUACAUCAAAUGACACAUAAGGGGGAGAAGCCGUAUGUGUGCAAGACGUGUGGGCAGGGCUUCAGCCUCAAGUCUCACCUCAGCAGACACAGGAAGACCAAGUCUGUCCACCACAGACUGCCACUGCAGCCCGACCCUGGGCCGUCUGCAGGGCAACCUUCCAAUUCCUUAUACUCUCUCUGAAGGCAGAGAUAGGGACAAGGACUAAGAGUCAGAAUGUUGACACUUUGAUGAAAUGGAGUAGAGAAAUGCAUUCUGUAAGUGGUCAUAGGACAUUUGACUGUUUACUUUCUCCACACUAAGUCUUCUCCAUGUUUUGUGGCCUUCCGUUGUAAUAAACUUGGCUUCUUUAUACAUCUGUAA